AUGUCUGACCUCACAAUAAGACCGUACGAUGGUUCCAUCGAUGCAGACCCAGUUUCAACGCUGUGGCAAGAGACAUUCCCGCAAUACCCCGUUGCCUCCCAGCAUUUACAACACCUCCUUGCCCAGCCUUGGGGAUCGCAUUUUGUUGCUAUCCAAAAUGAUACUUCAUCUCGCCUGGUCGGGUUCUGUGCAACUUAUACCGAGAUAUCAAAAACUGCAACUGCAACAACGGCAUACUUGCCGAUAAUCAUCAUCCAGUCUGGCUUCCAGAACCGCGGCUAUGGGACAGCGCUUCUGCAUUACUCUCUGGAUCACCUGUGGAAAUCUUUCAAGACCGUCAAGCUGGGAUGUCCGAUUCCCAAGUUCUGGCCAGGCGUGCCGUCGGAUCUGAACAAGGAGUUUUUUGCAAAGAGAGGCUUUAAAGAAAGUAUAACCUGCAAAGAUAUGUACCAACAACUCGCCACAUUCAAAGCACCCCAGUACGUGCUCGACCGCACCUCCUCCAGCGGUGUCACUUUUGCACCUCUAACACCAUCCGGAGUGGAUGAAUGCCUCGCCGCCCAGGAAUCAAAAUUCCCGCAAUGGGCAGGCGGCUACCGGCUCCUGCACGCCGAGAACCAGCACGACGAUAUCAUGGUUGCACUAGACCACGACGGCAUGCAGAUUGGCUGGACGCUGAUGCUGUCUCCGGGCCGGUCGAGGUUGUGGUAUGGCUUUGCGUUUUUGCCCGUUGCUGGAGGUCCAGACGGGAACGUCAGUGGUACUGGCAAGACGGUUUUAAUUGCUGCGGUGGGUGUCGGCGAGGAGGCUAGAGGGAAAGGGGUUGGUUUGGGCUUGAUCUGUGCUGCUAUGGAAGAGAUGAAGAGGAGAGGCGGCAUUGACGGUGUUUUUAUCGACUCAGUGGAGUUGAACAAUUUCUACGAGAAGAUUGGCUUUGAGACUUGGAAGAAUUAUGUGGAUAUGUCCAUUGAACAUUAA
Molecule: messenger RNA, 978 nt
Organism: Talaromyces rugulosus
Lineage: Eukaryota; Fungi; Ascomycota; Eurotiomycetes; Eurotiales; Trichocomaceae
Exons: 2
Coding region: 1-978 (325 amino acids)
Molecular function (GO): acyltransferase activity, transferring groups other than amino-acyl groups
Source: RefSeq, a predicted model, not a curated record